AUGAUUACAAGAGAUUUUGGCACAUUUUUAAUUGCUAUUUUCAGCUUUUCAUUAUUCAAAGAUUCUAGUGGCCUAGAAUGUUACAUUUGUGAUGAUGAAAAUUUGGAUGAAGGCGGUGAUUGUCAUGAACAAUUCCGCUAUGAUUGUACUAGUUAUGCGAAAAAUUUUAAACCUACUGAAUUAAUUUUUUGUCGAACGAUGCGAAAACGAGUGAGCAAUGAUAGUUAUACGAUAACGAAGGAAUGUAUUAGCGAACAAGAUCACUAUCGAGUAUUUCCACUAAGGCAGUACUCAUUUGAUGAGGAGGAAUGUGAUUUCAUCGAGAUGGAUGGUAAUGAGUUAGCUUAUUGCUUAUGCCAAAAAAAUUUUUGCAACGCAAAAAAUAUUGUUGAUCAGUUCGUCGAUUUUGAAGAAAAACAUACUGAAAUUUUUGCUGCUACAGCUAAUGGUGCUAUUAUUGAAAAGCAUAAUGAACGAUUUCCAAUCACAUUGCAGAAAUAUUCAGUGCAAUUAAAUUAUCCACCAAUUCAAAAUAUUGAUCGAAAUGAAAUGAACUUUCGUUAUGAAGCAGCAAAAUCUGAACUAACUAAUGGACGAUCUAAUGAUAAGAUUGACGAGAUUGAUAAUGAUUACUUAAAUAAUCACUUCAAACCACAACAAAUAUAUGAUAACUCACGAUUAUCUUAUCAAAUGUCAAGUUUUCCAUUAAAACAAAAUUAUGAGCCAACAAUAUUUGCUGGUAAUAUUACAACGAAUUUUUCAUCUCUACAAAAUAGACAUCGUGAGGAAAUGAUUGAAGAUACUGGAAAAUUGAGGACAUCUGAACAAACCUCAAAAUUAUUUGGAGUUAAACAACAAAAUGCUGAUAUAAAUGAAAAUUAUUGCUAUAAUUGUGUGGAAAAAUUAGAUGAUCCAACAGAGGAUUGCUUAGAUGUAACAAUUGUUCAAUGUCCUAUUUCAAAAAUAAGUGGACGAAGUCAGAUGUGUAUCACUAAACAAUCACACAUAGCAGAUGAUAAUUUAUAUAAGUUGGAAAAACGAUGUAGCACGGAUAAUGAAGAAAAUGGAAUAAUAUUUGAUGAAAUAUCAGAAGGAAAGAUUGCUUGUAUGAGAACAUUAGAUGCUUCAGUAGCUUAUUGUUUAUGCAUGGGACAUUAUUGCAAUAAGGAUAGUUUGUUGAUACAGGCCGAGAAAUUAGCCCAAAGUCAAAGUGACGAUGAAAGUAAUUCGUUGAAGAAUUCAAUAUUCAAUGAAAAUACCAAUUCGAUUAUUUCCUCAACCAUUAUGCAUUCUCAAAUUAUAGCAAAUAAUCCCAUGCAACUUUCAACAGUAUCAUCGUUGCAAAAUUUGUUCAACAAAACGAAUGCCCAGUAA
Brugia malayi is the source of this 1374-nucleotide messenger RNA. RefSeq lists its product as uncharacterized. Bases 1 to 1374 code for a protein of 457 amino acids. The transcript has 11 exons. The record is from RefSeq and is a predicted model, not a curated record. NCBI's taxonomy places the organism in Eukaryota, Metazoa, Nematoda, Chromadorea, Rhabditida, Onchocercidae.